This is a messenger RNA of Budorcas taxicolor (takin), 673 nucleotides long. RefSeq names its product LBH regulator of WNT signaling pathway (gene LBH). Gene Ontology annotation, biological process: positive regulation of DNA-templated transcription. The transcript has 3 exons. The record is from RefSeq and is a predicted model, not a curated record. Lineage: Eukaryota; Metazoa; Chordata; Mammalia; Artiodactyla; Bovidae. Gene Ontology annotation, cellular component: nucleus. Bases 137 to 454 code for a protein of 105 amino acids.
CGGAGGCGGACCAGCGAACGCCCAGUGCCGGCGCCCGGCAGCCUGGCGCCCCUCUCUGCGCCCCUGACAUCCUUACCCGGGACGCAGUGACCGUGUUUAAAUCACAAGGGCGUGGGUCAGGCUACCCUAGGACUUCAUGUCUGUUUAUUUCCCCAUUCACUGCCCUGACUAUCUGAGAUCGGCCGAGAUGACUGAAGUGAUGAUGAACACCCCAUCCAUGGAAGAAAUUGGCCUCAACCCCCGAAAAGAUGGCCUUUCCUACCAGAUCUUCCCUGACCCGUCAGACUUUGACCGCUGCUGCAAACUGAAGGACCGUCUGCCGUCCAUCGUGGUGGAGCCCACAGAGGGGGAGGUGGAGAGUGGGGAGCUCCGGUGGCCCCCCGAGGAGUUCUUGGUCCAGGAGGAUGCGCAGGACAACUGUGAAGAGACAGCGAGUGAAAACAAGGAGCAGUAGAGUCCACGCCGGCUCCCUCGGGGUCACACCAGACAGCCUCUGUACCUGAACUGUGUUCUUUCCCACUACCACGGACGGAGAGCGUGUGUGAGCCACUGCAGUUCUGCACACGUCAGAUGAUGGCUUCCGUUCUGCACCUGCAAAUCACUGAGUUGGUUUUCUUUUCUUUUCUUUUCCUUUUUUGAGAUGUUGGGCAGCGGAGCCCUCUGCGACUAUGUG